Molecule: messenger RNA, 2298 nt
Organism: Coffea eugenioides
Lineage: Eukaryota; Viridiplantae; Streptophyta; Magnoliopsida; Gentianales; Rubiaceae
Product: phosphate transporter PHO1 homolog 10
Exons: 13
Coding region: 1-2298 (765 amino acids)
Biological process (GO): cellular response to phosphate starvation; phosphate ion transport
Cellular component (GO): trans-Golgi network; Golgi apparatus; plasma membrane
Molecular function (GO): inositol hexakisphosphate binding
Source: RefSeq, a predicted model, not a curated record
AUGAAGUUUGGCAAGGCAUUUAAAAAACAAAAGGUCCCUGAGUGGACAGAAGCCUAUGUUGACUAUAACGGACUCAAACAUGUAUUGCAAGAGAUCCGUCGACUCAAACAAAGUAAGCAACCUCCAACUCCAUUAAGAUCUGCUCAAAAGAGAAACUCUAGUGGUCUAAAUCUACAAGCUAGAAACAGUUAUGGCAUGGGGGAUAUAGAAGACCAAGCUAUAGCUGUAAAUACUGUUAAACAGCAGAACUCUAGAAAGUUAUACAACACAGAGUUUCUUUUGUCCCCUGAAGAAGGAGGAGAGAAUGAGAAAACAUUCUUUAGAAAACUUGAUGAGGAGCUCAACAAGGUCAAUACCUUUUAUAAGGACAAGGUGGAAGAAGUGAUAAAUGAAGCAUCUUUGCUCAAUAAACAGAUGGAUGCAUUGAUUGCUUUCCGAACUAAGGUGAUGAAUCCACAUCGUGGUACAUCAAGCUCUCCAAAAGGCAUCCCUACAGAUGUCAAAAAUUCAGCAGUCUCAAAAACUAGUUCCCCUAGUAGAGCUGCAGGUAAGUGCAUAAACUACAUUACGGCUUUGUCCCCUAAAUCAGAAAUCACUGGGAGUUCUUUAAGGGAGGAUGCAAAUGUCAGAGAAAAUGAAACACAUUCUUUAGAUAUCCUUGAUAGAGUGAAGAUUACUAAUCCAUUAGAAAGUCCAAUAUCAACUAUUAGAGGCUUCUUGAUGGAUGAGAAAGAAAAGGGCUUGAGUUUCAACAAAGAUGAGCUAAAGAAAGUUGAGGAAAGACUAAAAAUUAUUUUUUCUGAGUACUAUAAGAAGCUUCAACUUCUCAAAAACUACAGUUUCAUGAACCUCUCGGCAUUUUCCAAGAUUUUAAAAAAGUAUGAAAAGAUUACAUCAAGGAAUGCAGCGAGACCAUACAUGAGAAUGGUAGAUAGUUCUUACCUUGGGAGUUGUGAUGAGGUUAGUGGGCUCUUGGAGAGGGUGGAGGCAACCUUUAUCAAGCACUUUGCAAAGUCUAACCGCAGAGAGGGCAUGAAGUUAUUGAGGCCAAAACAGAAAACAGAAAAGCACUGCAUAACAUUCUUUUCAGGCUUCUUUUCUGGUUUCACGAUCGCACUUCUAAUUGCAGUUAUAUUACUACUAGAAGCUAAAAGAUUAAUAGAGGAUGGAAACUUGUACAUAAACAGCAUUUUGCCACUUUACAGUUUCCAUGCCUAUCUUGUUCUACAUACGCUCUUGUAUGCUGCAAACAUAUAUUUCUGGAGGCGCUACAGGAUCAACUAUCCUUUUAUAUUUGGUUUCAAACAGGGAACUGAAUUAGGUUAUCAGGAAGUAUUUCUCCUCGGGAAUGGACUUGCAAUGCUUGCUCUUGCCACUUUCCUGGUACAUUUGCACAUACAGAUGGACUCAGGAGCUCAAGAUCACCAGAAAUAUGCCAAAUUCAUGCCUUUAGGCCUGAUCACUGUUAUAUUCAUCAUUAUGUUCUGUCCUUUCAACAUUAUCUAUCAUUCAAGUCGUGUAUUCCUAAUGAAAAGCAUAUUUCGCUGUAUCUGUGCUCCUCUUUAUAAGGUCACUCUUCCAGAUUUUUUUUUGGCAGACCAACUCACUAGCCAGAUACAGGCGAUGAGGAGCAUUGAGUACUAUAUUUGCUACUACGGUUAUGGGACUUCUAAGGGACAAAAUAAGUGUACUACUCGUGAUGUCUAUGCCGUUUUCUACUUCAUUAUUGCAGUCAUACCAUACUGGCUUCGCUUCCUUCAGUGUGUCCGACGACUGUUGGAAGAGAGAGAUUACUGUCACGGAUGUAAUGCUGUGAGAUAUUUCUCAACAAUUAUUGCAGUUGUCAUCCGAACGGCUUUUGAACUGAGGAAGGGUUUGACAUGGAAGAUAUUGGCCAUUGCGAGCUCAGCAAUUGCAACUAUCAUGAACACGUACUGGGAUAUUGUAGUGGAUUGGGGACUUCUUCACAAGAAAUCAAACAACUUUCUUUUGAGAGAUAAGCUUGUUCUUUCCCACAAGAGUGUGUACUUUUCAGCUAUGGUAUUGGAUGUUCUUCUAAGAUUUGCUUGGCUACAACUGGUAUUGCCCUUUGAUUUGCAUUCCCUCAGUGGAAAUGCAAUUUUAAUCACAUUUUCUAGCCUGGAAAUCCUUCGGCGUGGGAUGUGGAACUUUUUCAGGUUGGAGAAUGAGCAUUUAAACAAUGUUGGAAAGUACAGAGCAUUCAAGUCGGUCCCACUGCCUUUCAAUUACAAUGACGAGAAUGACGAGAAUGAUGAGAUUGAUGACAAGGAUGAUUAA